CACACCGAAAUGCCAAUGGCAAAUUGAAACAUGGACUUAGUUCACGUCCAAAAAAAAAAGGACUUUGUUGUUGGCCAAACCUGAGGAUUUCUUGGAUUAUAUUGACUGAAUCAUAUACCUGUUCCUUCUCUCCCUAUCUUUCUCUCUUUCUUCCUCAAUUCUUUAACCCCAAACUCCAACAAAACUACCCUGUUUAUCCUCUCAACCUUUCAUUUCAUCAUUCUCAGCUGGCCAAACCAGAAAACCAAACACCAACUUGAGCUUUGAAUUGAAAAUGGGAAGUCCAUUCAAAGACCACCAAUCUCACUCCCCAUCUUACACUCACUCUUUCGUCAAGAAAAUCUUACCAUACUUCAUCUAUGUCAUACUUCCCAUUGCUGUAAUCCGCCUCUACCUUUACUCCCCAUCUCUCCCUCAAUCCUCCACAGUCCAUCACCACCUCUCUCAACCCUCCACAGUUCAUCACCUCCCUCACUCCACCACCCCCAUUUCCAUAACCACCUCACCACCACCACCACCAUCUUCUUCUUCAUCAUCUAAAAAUGACCAAGAACAUAAAAAACCAGAAGCAGAACAAGAACUGAAAAAACCAGAAGCUAAAGAAACUCAAUGUGACUACACAGAUGGGGACUGGGUCCCUGACCAAAUGGGACCUUUGUACAAUGGCACAACCUGUGGGACAAUCAAGAAAGGUCAGAACUGUAUCAUCCAUGGGAGACCAGAUUUGGGUUUUCUCUACUGGAAAUGGAAGCCCAAGCAAUGCUCUUUACCAAGGUUUGAACCCAACACUUUUCUUGAACUCCUUAGAAACAAGCACAUAGCUUUUGUCGGUGACUCCAUGGCCAGGAACCAACUGGAGUCCCUUCUUUGCAUGCUAGCCACUGCCUCUCGCCCCAAACUUGUUUACAGUAAUGGUGAGGACAACAAGUUUAGGAGAUGGAACUUUGCUUCUCAUAAUGUAAAUGUUUCAGUGUUUUGGUCACCAUUUCUUGUUAAAGGUGUUGAGAAAUCAAAAUCAGGGCCUGAUCAUAAUCAAUUGUUUUUGGAUCAAGUUGAUGAGAGGUGGGCAGCUGAUAUGGGUAAGAUGGACAUGGUUGUGUUAUCAGUUGGGCAUUGGUUUCUGCAUCCUGCUGUGUAUUUUGAGGGUGGUUCAGCUCUUGGGUGUCAUUUCUGUCCUGGUUUGAAUCACACUGAGAUUGGCUUCUAUGAUGUUCUGAGGAAGGCCAUAAAGACUACUUUGAAGACGAUAACUGAAAGGAGAGGGACUAGUGAGAAUGGGAUCAAUGUAAUUGUGACUACAUUUUCACCUGCUCAUUUUGAAGGUGAGUGGGACAAGGCUGGGGCUUGUCCCAAGACUAAGCCUCACAACAAGGGGGAUAAAAAUCUAGAAGGGAUGGAUGCUGAUAUGAGGCAAGUUGAGGUGGAAGAAGUGGAAGCUGCUAAGGUGAAUGCGAAUGGGGUUUCAGGGUUGAAGGUUGAAGAAUUAGAUGUGACCUACUUGUCAUUGAUGAGACCAGAUGGGCACCCUGGGCCUUACAUGAACCCAUUUCCAUUUGCUGAUGGAAUGAAAGAGAGGGUGCAAAAUGAUUGUGUACAUUGGUGUUUGCCUGGGGCUAUUGACACAUGGAAUGAGAUAAUGCUGGAGAUCAUGAAGAAAUGGAAAUGAUUAGAGAGGUAUGUGAGUUAUUACAAGACCAGAUUGGUGUGUUUUGCUUCUCUUCAAUGGUGCUCUAGAUAUGGGAGGUGGUAGUUGAUAUGGGACAAUGCCAACAGAUGAGGUAGGCAAAACUGAAUUGGCUGGUUUUGUUUGGUCUCUCCUGUAACUGAAGGAAGCAAGAAGAUAGAGCAUUUGGUGCAGAAUUUUUGGGAGAGAUUUGAAUUAACGGUGUCUUUGUAAUCAUUAUACUUGGAAGGUAGUUUCCAUGGAUGCUGAUCUAUGGGAACUGGGAAGUGAACAAAUGAAUUCAAUUGCAAGAGGUGAUAUUGAAUCGUUAUAGAACAUUCGCACUACCUGUGUUGUCUUCAGAAUUUAUAGCUGGCCUUCAAAAUUAAACGUUCCCUUGAGAGAGUUGUGUGAAUGUGAAUUUAUAUCAGUUAUUGACUUA
Messenger RNA from Argentina anserina (silverweed cinquefoil), 2105 nucleotides. RefSeq names its product xyloglucan O-acetyltransferase 1. The transcript is spliced from 2 exons. NCBI's taxonomy places the organism in Eukaryota, Viridiplantae, Streptophyta, Magnoliopsida, Rosales, Rosaceae. The record is from RefSeq and is a predicted model, not a curated record. Gene Ontology annotation, cellular component: Golgi apparatus. Gene Ontology annotation, molecular function: O-acetyltransferase activity. The coding region runs from base 275 to 1666 and encodes 463 amino acids.